AGUUUAAACUGAAGUUGAAGGGAGAAGCUGUGUGUCGCUUUGAGAUGUUCGCCAGCAGUUGCUUAGAAGACGAAUCCGAAUCUGACUCCAUCUCCACCACCUCUUCCUCCUACAAGUCCUGGAGAUAUCUGGCCAAGAAGUGCUCUGGCAAGAGAUCAUCCUCCUCGUUCCAGAUAGACUCCAGACAGAUGACUACCCAUUCCAACAGGGAGACAUAUGUUAACUCUGUCUACGAUAUACUCAAAGAAGAUCUUCCAUCUAUAGGUAGGAACAAACCACGUGUCUACAACACAGAAACUUCUCCGAAGACAACUAGCGAUCAGACCAAUGAACAACCACAGCAGCAUUUCCAGCUGUUUAGUCUGGACAAGGGGGAGUACCGGUUCCCGUUCGCAUUCCAACUGCCCACUCGCAUCCCACCCUCUUUCUCCUCAACAGAGGGAAAAAUCACUUACAGCCUCUCUCUUCUCCUCGCCAUACCCCACAACAAGAAUGUGUUCAAAAUCAGCAGCAGAACAGUGCAAGUAGUGGAAAAACAGUUGAUAGCAUCGCCAUCGAUGGAUCUUCAAAUAUCAUCACAUCAGAGCACAGACAACAAUCGAGACGUCUGUCUCCUGAACCACAACCUCAACCGCCUCUCCCCUCCUCCCGAUUACCAUUCCAACUCGGGUGGGGGCACCAACAGCAACAUCAUCAACAACAGAUGUUGCCUUCCAGCUGUGGAAGGGGAAGGGGAAGGGGGAGGAGUCCCUGAGCGUGAGCGUGAAGUGUCAGAGGAGGCUGUGAUUGGGUGUUGCAUGCCGGAUCAUCUGGACUUGACCGUCGGGUGGGACAGGGACUGCUAUUCGCCCGGUGACGUGGUGCAGCUCCAUUCUACUCUAUCCACCACAGCCCCCAAAGAGGUCUCUGUUCACGGGGGAUACAUCAACCUCAUACAAGUGGUGAGCUACACAGGGAAAGAUGGGGCUGUGAAGGUGAAGGAGAACAGUGUGUGUAGGCGGGACUUCCUCUGCCACCCCCUCUCCCAAUUCCCCCUCCCCAUUCCCCCCAACAUACCCCCCUCACACAUGCAACACUGCUCAUUCAUCCACAUCAACUACAUCCUCAGGUUCAAGCUCUACACCGAAUUUACGACAAUGGAAACGAAAUGGACCAUCAAGAUAGGAUGGCCAAAAGCAAUUUCCCCCUCCCCCACCUCCCAAUAUGCAUACCUCCCCUCUACACCCGCUCGCGAAAACAACAACAACAGCAACAACAACAACCCUCGAGAAAACGAAGACCCUAGAUUUGGAAGAAGUUUAGAUGUGGAUAGAUGCUUGGAUCUCUCGGGUCGCGGAGUCGUGACUUCAACGAGAAGAGAGCGCGAUUCGGAACAGCCCAGGCCUCGUUCGGAAUUUUAUUCACGCGGAUACGAGCGACUCUAUUGCAAUAGUAGUCGGAGCAAUAACAAACCGACGUCAGGCUUGCAACUUGAUGUGCAAUCAUCAGCAGUUGUUCCCAUUCAUCCUCCCCCAUACGAAGAGGUGAUGAGUCAACCUUCUUCCCCUCUUUCUGAUAUUGCGAUCUCAGCAGACCAAUUAGCCGAAUCACCUCAGUAUUACCACUUGACCUGCUCACAGGCCAACUCACGAAGAUACCACCAAAUGGAAACAACCGACCGAAGAAAGUGUAGUGUGGCGAAACUGUAAAUUUUUCAUCUCAUCCUGAAAAACCACCGAUUUUGUGCUAUUUUUUUAAAAGUUUAUAAAUUGUACAAAAAAUGUUUUGAGAUAUACUGAAA
Messenger RNA from Symsagittifera roscoffensis, 1780 nucleotides. RefSeq lists its product as uncharacterized. Gene Ontology annotation, cellular component: cytoplasm. The record is from RefSeq and is a predicted model, not a curated record. Gene Ontology annotation, biological process: protein transport. NCBI's taxonomy places the organism in Eukaryota, Metazoa, Xenacoelomorpha, Acoela, Convolutidae.